GCAGCGAUGGCGCCCUCUCUCCUGCAGGCGUACAGGAGGCGCUGGUGGAUGGCGGUGACGGCGGUGCUGGAGAACCUGCUGUGUUCGGCCGUGCUGCUGGGAUGGGGCUCGCUGCUCAUCAUGCUGAAGCGAGAGGGCUUCUACUCUCACCUGUGCUCAGUGAAUGAGUCCUUCCCCAUGUCUUUGGGUAACUCUUCUGAAGGUGACGCUGAGUGGCUCUACUGCUUGGACCAGGAAGAGAUGCUGAAUCUGGGCUUCACUAUUGGGUCCUUCUUGCUCAGUGCCACCACCCUGCCACUCGGGAUCCUGAUGGACAGGUUUGGGCCACGCCCAAUUCGCCUGGUGGGCAGUUUCUGUUUCGGCCUGUCCUGUGUUAUAAUGGCAGGGUCUGACUACAAUCCUCAGGACCUGUCAGCGCUCAUUUUCUUGGCUCUCUCCUUUAAUGGCUUCGGAGGCAUCUGUCUGACCUUCACAUCACUCACGGUGAGACACAAUAAUAGACCGAUACUUAUAAGACCAAUGUUUUAA
Molecule: messenger RNA, 528 nt
Organism: Notothenia coriiceps (black rockcod)
Lineage: Eukaryota; Metazoa; Chordata; Actinopteri; Perciformes; Nototheniidae
Product: large neutral amino acids transporter small subunit 3-like
Exons: 4
Coding region: 7-528 (173 amino acids)
Biological process (GO): neutral amino acid transport
Molecular function (GO): neutral L-amino acid transmembrane transporter activity; L-amino acid transmembrane transporter activity
Source: RefSeq, a predicted model, not a curated record